Messenger RNA from Solanum verrucosum, 1492 nucleotides. RefSeq names its product RHOMBOID-like protein 1. The transcript has 6 exons. Bases 202 to 1362 code for a protein of 386 amino acids. Gene Ontology annotation, cellular component: membrane. Lineage: Eukaryota; Viridiplantae; Streptophyta; Magnoliopsida; Solanales; Solanaceae. Gene Ontology annotation, biological process: proteolysis. The record is from RefSeq and is a predicted model, not a curated record. Gene Ontology annotation, molecular function: serine-type endopeptidase activity.
AAAAUAAAGGCUACAAAAGGUAUUGAGUGUAGGAAGUUACCAGCUCGUCGGCAAAGCUAAUCAUCUUCGUAUGAAUCAAUCAACUUGACUUUAUCGUCUCUUCAAAGCCACCUAAACUCAUUUUUCUUCUCUACCCAUUGUUUACAAUCGGAAUUUAAACUUUCCGGCAUCAAUUUCCAGCAUUCUUGAUUUUCCGGCGAGAUGACCGGAGGAGUUCAUUCACAACCGGAGAUCCAAAUCCAGGUCCAUUCAAGGAAAGGGGGUAACUCAGUAUACCCAGUAGAGCCAGCUACGACAACAACAGCAUCAUCAGGAGGACCUGCUUUUUAUAGAGAAAUUAAGCAUUUCAAGAAAUGGUUUCCAUGGUUGAUACCAUCUUUUGUUAUAGUCAAUGUAGUGACAUUUUUGGUGACCAUGUAUGUGAAUAACUGCCCCCACAACUCUGUUUCUUGUUAUGCUGGAUUCUUGGGUAGAUUUUCAUUUCAGCCCUUCAGUGAAAAUCCUCUUCUUGGGCCUUCUUCUACCACGCUAGAGAAGAUGGGUGCUCUAGAUGUGAAUAAGGUGGUCCGCGAACAUCAAGGGUGGCGCCUUAUUACUUGCAUGUGGUUGCAUGGUGGAGUUUUUCAUUUACUGGCCAACAUGCUGAGUCUUCUGGUGAUUGGCAUUCGGCUGGAGCGAGAGUUUGGAUUUGUACGCAUUGGCGUGCUCUAUAUCAUCGCCGGACUUGGUGGCAGUUUGUUCUCAGCUCUAUUUAUUAAGUCAAAUAUAUCUGUUGGUGCUUCUGGUGCACUUUUUGGGUUGCUGGGAAGCAUGCUUUCAGAGCUCAUAAUCAAUUGGACCAUAUAUGCCAAUAAGAUUGCAGUUUUAGUGACCCUUGUGGUCAUCAUUAUUAUAAAUCUGGCAGUUGGACUUCUCCCGCACGUUGACAACUUCGCUCAUAUUGGAGGAUUUGUGUCUGGUUUUCUUCUUGGUUUCGUAUUUCUGAUCCGGCCCCAGUUUGGCUGGGUGAGCCAGAGAUAUGCAUCCAGAGCAUAUUCAACAUCGGCUAAACCGAAAUUCAAGAUGUAUCAAAUGGUUCUAUGGGUUGUUUCUCUUAUUCUUCUGAUAAUUGGGUUCACUAGUGGCUUGGUCAUGCUUUUCCGCGGGGUAGAUUUAAAUGAUCACUGUUCUUGGUGCCAUUAUAUGAGUUGUCUACCCACUUCAAGGUGGAGCUGCAACACAGAGCCUGUUUCCUGUAUGUCCGAGCAAACGAGUAACCAGCUCACAUUGACAUGCUCCAACAGUAACAAGACGAGAACAUAUUCAUUGUCGAAUCCAAGUACGUCUAAGAUCCAGGGACUGUGUACUCAGCUGUGCCGUUGAAUAGCCAUCACUUACAAUUUGUUUGUAAAUUGAUGUCAUUUCAGAAAUCUUACAUAACAUCUGAUCCAACUGUUAUUUUUGUUUGUAUUGGACAACAUUCUUAUAUAGUAUAAGAAAAAAGUUCAUAUUG